Molecule: messenger RNA, 762 nt
Organism: Prorocentrum cordatum
Lineage: Eukaryota; Dinophyceae; Prorocentrales; Prorocentraceae
Source: the annotation of a GenBank genome assembly
UGCGCGGUCGUGACUGACAUCGACCGCUGUGGCGGCGUCGACCAUGUGCCAGUGCAGCUCUCGCUCGAAGGCCGCAGGCACUGCGGCAACCGCGGCGCCAAAGGCAGGGCUCUCUUGGGCGCGAAGAAGAUGAUGUAUGCCGGGUUGCGGAACAAGUUUCGUCGUGAGAUCCGCGGGAAACAGCCGGGUCAUUGGGGGGUCGACGUCAACGCUGAGGCUAUGAACGUCGCCGUGAAGAUCUACAAGAAAGCCAUCGCCGACGUAAAAAGGAGGAACGGCAAAGGCCUGGCUGAGCCUGCCAGGCGCCUUCCCAAGGAGCUCGACAUCUACGCGAUGCCUGGCGUGCCAUGGCCAGACACAUGGGCCGAUGCCUCGGCCGAGCAGACUGCUGCAGUCGAGGCUUGUCACUGGUUCAUGGCAGUUACCAAGCCUAUCCUUGCAGACCAGCUCCGCAAUGAUAAGAAAGCGUAUCUUGCCUCCACCACCGACGACAUGAACGCAUCCGCGGCGUGCCGCGACAGCUCCAAGGAAUGGGGGCACCUACGACGACACCUCAGGUUCGGAGGGCGACCAUCUCGCAGGUUCAAAGGCGGAAAGCUACUACCCAUGCAGCGCGACUUGAAUGACCGGGUCAUCGCUGCGGACGGGAGUCAGGCGGCAGAUGCUUUCGCGCACUCUGCUCAGGCGGAGGGCGCUCACAAGCUCGACAGGGCUACCGGCUGCCAUCGCUACAACGCCGCGGCACACGUGGACGCCAAGCAG